Tachyglossus aculeatus (Australian echidna) is the source of this 3415-nucleotide messenger RNA. RefSeq names its product protein Wiz-like. Gene Ontology annotation, molecular function: RNA polymerase II cis-regulatory region sequence-specific DNA binding; DNA-binding transcription factor activity, RNA polymerase II-specific. The transcript is spliced from 5 exons. The record is from RefSeq and is a predicted model, not a curated record. Lineage: Eukaryota; Metazoa; Chordata; Mammalia; Monotremata; Tachyglossidae. Gene Ontology annotation, biological process: regulation of transcription by RNA polymerase II. Gene Ontology annotation, cellular component: nucleus. Bases 122 to 3415 code for a protein of 1097 amino acids.
GGCGGCGACGCUGAGCGGAGCUCCGCGCUCAGCCGCCCGGCCGGCGGCACCGCCCCGCGAUAUCUGGUGAGCGGUGUCUAGGCCACGAUGAAUCGCUGAGAGCCCACUGGCGAGCCAAAGGAUGGAGAAGUGUGGCCGGUCUCCUGCCUCCGAGUGGCCCAGGGAGCGUCAGGGAGAAGGGACACCGGGGCCUGCCCCCCUUGAAUGUUCCCGGGGCCUCGAAAGAAUCUCCAGUUUGGCCCAAGCCACUGGGACCCUGGUGGAGAGCGAGGAUGGGACAGAAGCCGGGGAAGGAGAGGGAGACAGCCGGCACGGAGCUGCCUUCUACCCAGCCGGAAGCCCAGGCGCCCUGAGCAUGGAGGAGCCCCUGGAAACAGGAGAACCCUGUAUUGGAAGCAGUUUCUCGUUGGAUUCCAGCUUGGAUGCGGAGGGGCCACCCCAUCCUGUCCCGGGAGGCGCACUCCCCGUCACCACUCACCGGAACAGCAACUGCUCCCAGGAAGGAGGCAGUGCGGAAUUCCAGAAAGGCUCACUGCUGCUGCAAAGCCGGUUCCCGGGCUUGGCAGAUGGGAGGAGUAGCCGGGUCUCCAGCGGCAGCCUGUCAUGGGAGUGCUCCCUGCGUGAUAUGAGAGGGGACACCACCAGGGAAGAAAGCACUUUAGAGAGACUGCCUGGUUCCAGGGAGCCCUUGAGCUUGAAGGAAGCACAGCUGGGGGCUCCCUUCUGUUCUAAGGAGGCCUCCUUCAUGGGGGAAUCCCCGACUGUGAAUACUGUGAAAAUGAACCCCGAGCUGGAGGGUGAAUCAGAAUUGUUGGGCCCUCGGGAGGCUCCAGCAGAGACUUGUAGUGUCUUGGGAAGCCGGGAGGAUAGACAUGCCCACACUGAACCAAAGCAACAUGACGCCUUCCACAAAGAGCACUUAGAGAAGAGCAAGAAGGGUAUCCAGAGGUUCGACUGGAUUUCAGAUCCAGGCGAGGGGCCCCACUACAAGGAGAAGAGCAAAGCUGUGGAGGCUGGGGGGGGAGAAUCGAUCCGAGCCCAGGCCCUGAUAGAAAUGCCCCCGCAGUUAGCACUCCCGGUUUUCAGGAAAACAGUAACCCCUAGCGGGAGCAAGACCCAAACAAUGGAGGUCGUGCCGGCUCCUCAAAGGAAAGGGCCGUCGGUGGUGGACUCGGAGCUGACCGAGUUAGGCCCGCUCGGAGCCCCCGAGUGGACCCUGCAGAAGGCGGGCCUGCAGCCUGGGGCUGAGCUGGCCAUAGGCAAGCAGUCUUGGAUGGUCAAUGCUGAGGAUUCGGUGGAGCGGGUCCAGCCUGGGUCUCUGGAGGCCACGUCCUGCGGUGCCUACGACUUGGAGCUGAGGCCCUACGUGUGCGAUGUCUUGCUGGAGGACCCGGCAAAGGAAGACCUGGCCCAAGAGGAAGAUCCCACCGUGUACACCUGUAUCGAGUGCAGCAUCUACUUUAAGAAGAAGGAGCACCUCUUGGAACACAUGAUGCAGCAUUCCCGGGGGCCUGGGCAGGAUCCUGAGGGCGAGUCCCUAGUGGGGCAGUGUCCAUUUUCUUGCAGCGAGUGCGGCUGGGCGUUCGGGGACCCCGGCUCCCUGGAGCAGCACCGGCGGCUCCACCAGGAAUCUCGGGAGAAGAUCAUCGAGGAAAUCCAGAAGCUGAACGAAUUUCCCGACGAGGGGCGGGAGGCCCGGCUGCAAUGCCCCAAGUGCGUGUUUGGCACCAAUUCCUCCAAGAUCUUCGUCCAGCAUGCCAAGAUGCAUGUCAAGGAGAGGAAAGAUCAAGGAGCCAAGCCCCUGAGCCUGUUUGGCUCGGCUAGUGAGGUGCGGGAGAGCCCCGGAUCGCCGGUGUACAGGCACUUCAAGCCCAGCGAACUCGGGCCUGCUCUGGUGCAGCCUCCUGGCAGCGGUCGAGGCCUCGGCGCCUGCAUCCUCUGUGGGUUCCCCGCUCCCAGUGAGAGCAUUUUGAAGGAACACAUGAAGUAUGCUCACUCUCACCCCUCCUGGGAUGCCGAAGCAUUCGAGGAGGACCCUGAUCGGCCCGGGACGAGCCGGGACGCCUACAGCUCUGCCCGACUGGUCAGGUUUCCGGAAGCGGACUAUUUCGGCAAGGCGGACCGGCUCUUUGCUCCGGCUCGCCGAGAUACCAGCUCGGCCCCUUAUGAUCCUGCCCGUGGCUUCGGUCCGGGCCACCAGAGACAGGAGAAAAGCAGCGGAGGGAAGAAGGACUACCCGGCAGCAGGGUUCCAAGCCAAGAAGAUGGCACCGUUCAGCUCCGCCCACCGGAACUCGGGAAUGUCGGCCUGUUCCUCAGCCAAAAUGUACACCCGCUACUCCUUGCCUCAGGGUAAAAAAACCAGCACGGUUCUCCUGAAAGAGGUGGAGGGCGACGGCUUCCGGACCCCCGCAGGUGGGUUGGAGGAGUUAAGAUCGCCUUGGGCUACCACCCAUGACUUUGGGAACAUGGAAGAGGAAAUUUCCUUAACCACGGAGAUUGACUUAACGGAGAACCGAAGCUUUAAGCCCUUCGUCAUCCCCCAGUCAGCACUGGACCUCAAGAGGACUUUCCGUGACAUCUUGAAGGCCACGGAGUCCUCCGAAGCAUUGGGAGCACAGAAGCAGCAGCUCCGGAAGAUGCUGCCCAUUGUCCUCCUGGAGGAGAUUAACUUGCGGCCCAAGAAGUCGAAACCUAGGCCCAAGAGCCAGAUCUUCAAGAAGAGAGGAGCUUUGCCAACCAAGGAGUUUGUGGUGGACGAAGCCCUCCCCUUGGACAUUCUCCUGCUCGAACCCCCGCUGGAGGGCCCUCUGGGCAUCGACGACCUCUUUGACGUGGAUUCCCCCAUGCUGAAGAAUGAAGAGAGGAAGUGCCCUUAUUGCCCGGACAGGUUUCACAAUGGGAUUGGUCUUGCCAAUCACGUACGGGGUCACCUGAACAGGGUUGGGGUGAGCUACAAUGUGCGGCAUUUCAUCUCCGCCGAAGAAGUGAAAGCUAUUGAGCAAAAAUUUUCCUUCCAAAAGAAGAAGAAAAAAGGUAUUGCCAACUUUGACCCUAGCACAUUCAGCCUGAUGAGGUGUGAAUUCUGUGGGGCUGGCUUUGACACUCGGGCUGGCCUCUCCAGCCACGCCCGGGCCCACCUACGGGACUUCGGCAUCACCAACUGGGAGCUCACCAUCUCACCCAUCAACAUCCUUAAGGAACUCCUGGCCAACUCAGCCGAGCGCCCAGCCCUGCCGCCCGUGGCCGAGGGGGAGCCCGCAUCUCCCAGCCAGGAGCGGGAGGCCCUUGGCUUUGACCCCAAGAGCCUGACGCCCAUGUCCGAGGGCAGUAUGCCCCGUUCGCCGCUGUCCCCGUACCCGCCGGCCUGGGGCGAUGAGUCGGUGCAGUCCUACCGAGACGGUAAGGGAUACUGA